AUGCUGGCGGAGAAGACCUCGUACGACACCGGGAAUCACGGCGGCUCGAACGGGAACGUUUACACGGAAAGUCGAGGGAACGUCGACGUGGAAAUAAUCGGGACGCAGAAGCGUUGCAAACGAUGCACAGAAAUGAAAAUCAAGACAGAAGUUCUCGACGAGAUCGAGAAUUUCUCUAUCAGCGACGAGGAGGACUCCUUCGAGGUCGAGUCGAGAACAGGAAGCGUCUCGUUGUUCCGGACGGAGACCGACGAAUACGUGGACUUCGAAGACUAUAUCGUGGCCCUGGCGAGCGGGAAACGUUUGCUAUGCAGCGUCUGCAGGAUCGAGUUCCCGGACGAGGCUGAAUUCAAAACGCACAUGGUCGGCCACAGCCACGGGAAGCUCUUUCAGUGUGGCUUUUGUAGGAAACAGUUUUCACGAUCGACAGCCCUGAAGGAUCACUUGCAGAUUCACGAGUCCUACAAGGCGUUCGUCUGCAACCACUGCGAUCUACGAUUUCAAGAGAAGGACCAGUUGAAGGUCCAUCGAGCAGAGGCGCAUCCAAUCCGAAGGUCGUUCGAGUGCACGGUGUGCAAGAAGAAGCUGCUCCAUCGUCAGUCGUUGCGCGACCAUAAGCUGAUGCACAGGAACGUGAAGCCGUUCGAGUGCUCGAUCUGCAAGAAGAGGUUCCUGCGCCCGAGCAGCCUGAGGGCCCACAUGGUCGUCCAUACCGCGGACCUGCCCUUCGAGUGCGACCUCUGCCCCGCCAAGUUCAAGCGGUCCUCGGUGCUCAAGACCCACAAGCUGACGCACACCGGCGUGAGAAGGUUCGAGUGCGACAUCUGUAAGCGUCGUUUUCACUUAAAAGGCGCCCUGAAGCAUCACAUACUAUCGCAUUACGGCGUGAGGCCCUACAAGUGCGAGGAUUGUGGGAAGAGUUACAGGAGAUCGUGGGGCCUGAAGGUCCACAGAUACCGUCACACGGGCGUGAAACGGUUCGAGUGCGACUAUUGCAAGUCGCGAUUCAGCGUGAAAACGAAGCUGGCGAAGCACAUUUACGGUCACAUCGGCGAGAAACCGUACAAAUGCGAUUUCUGUGGGCGCCAGUACGGCGAACGGUAUCAACUCAAGGCCCACAAAUGCAUGGCCGUCGUUCGAAGCCUGUCGCGAGCGAAGAUCGAGCGCGCAUUUUCGGACUCGAUCACUCAGAUCGUGUUCUUCCGACCGAAAUCGUCGAGGGGUUUACCAAACUCGAACAACAAUCGAUGAUAGCGCGAUCGGUA
Messenger RNA from Colletes gigas, 1265 nucleotides. Its product is annotated as oocyte zinc finger protein XlCOF6.1-like. The transcript has 5 exons. The coding region runs from base 1 to 1251 and encodes 416 amino acids. Gene Ontology annotation, biological process: regulation of transcription by RNA polymerase II. Gene Ontology annotation, molecular function: RNA polymerase II cis-regulatory region sequence-specific DNA binding; DNA-binding transcription factor activity. The record is from RefSeq and is a predicted model, not a curated record. NCBI's taxonomy places the organism in Eukaryota, Metazoa, Arthropoda, Insecta, Hymenoptera, Colletidae.